AUGAAUUUUAAUAAUUUUGGUAUUAACAAAUGCAUAGUAGAAGCAUUCGAAAAAAUGAAUUUCAAGAAACCUUCGUUAAUUUAAUAAAAGGCUAUUCCAUCAAUAUUGUAAAAAGAAGAUGUAAUUUGUUAAGGAGAAGCUGGCACUGGAAAGACAUUAUGUUUUUUAGUGUAGGUGUUAUAAUUUGGACUUGAAAUAUAAUAAGAUGCUUAGGAAAGAAAAGCUAGGAUUCAAUAAUCCUUAGUUGUUGAUAAUACAAUUUAAAAUUUUGAGAAUCCUUUACCAUAUGCAUUAAUAAUCGUUCCUACAAGAGAAUUAGCCAUAUAAAUUACAGAUAUUUUAACAAAAAUUGUAAAUAAAUUGGAAGGAGUAGAAAAAGAUUAUUUUUAAUCUCAUUUAUUUAUUGGAGGAUUACCUGUAGAACAAGAUAGAGAUGUUCUAAAAACAAGAAGAUGUACUAUAUUAAUAGGUACAGUUGGAAGAAUAAUGUAAAUGAUUUAAGAAAAAUUAAUGAAUUUGUGCAAUAUAAAAUUGUUGGUAUUAGAUGAAGCAGAUAAAUUACAUGAAAAUUAUACUUUUUAACCACAUUUUAAGAAAAUAUUGGCAAAUAUUGUAGGUAGGAAUUAAGAUUAAAAUAAACCUUAAAUAUUAUGUUUUUCAGCAACAUACCCUUCUAAAAUAAUUGGUUUAAUAUAAUUAUGUUUGAGUAAUCCUAAAUUAAUUAAAUCAAAUGAAGAAAUAUGUUUAGAGAAUCUAACAUAAUUUUAUAUUAAAUUAAAUUUAGAUGACGAAAAUAAAUCAAAAUACCAAUCAAAAACUGAAGCAAUUGCUAAAACAAUGAAAUAGCUAUCAAUCAAGUAAACUAUAAUUUUUUAUAAUGACAAAGUUAGAGGAGAAAAUCUAUUUAUGGAUCUUAAGGCUGAAGGUUUUAAUCCAGUACUUAUACAUGGAGAUUUAACUUAAUCGGAUAGAAUAAAGAUGAUGCAUUAAUUAAAAAGAAACAAGGCAAAUUUGAUUAUUUCAACAGAUUUAGUAUUAAUUUUAAUUUAUAUUUACAGCUUUCUAGAGGAAUAGAUGUAGACACUUUAGAUUUAGUUAUUCAUUUUGAUACACCUUCUUCUUAUGAAACAUAUUUACAUAGAAUUGGUAGAACUGGUCGUUUUGGAACUUUUGGAAUGUCUUUAUUAUUAGAAUAAACUAAUUAUAAAGAUGUUUAAGAAUUUAUAGAAGCAGAAAUUCCAAAUUUGAAUAAAAAAUUAGAUGAAAAACAUUGUAAUAUGAUUGAAAAAAAAGAAUUUUAUGCUGAAUUUUUAAAUGGUAUUUCAGAUUGGAAAUAAACUAAUUACAAGUUUUAUGAUGAAAAUAAAUUUUAAUAUUAUGAGGAUGAAUAAAAAGAUAAAGAUGAAAAUAAUAAUUUUGAAAAAGAGGAGAUUGUAAUUAGACCUAGAAAAUAAAAAAAAAUAUAAGAAAAUGAUGAUAAUAAAAAUUAGUAAUAAUAAUAAGAAUAAUAAUAAUAAUAAUAAUAAUAAUAAUAAAUGGAUGUAGAAGUUUAAUAAUAAGUAUAAAUCAAAUAAAAUUAAUUAAUUAAAUUUAAUAUCAAUGAAAUUAAAGAUAUUUUAUAAUGUAAAUGUUGUAGAGAGUUUUAUUAAUAAUUAAAAUGUUUAAGUAAUGAAUUAGAUUAAUAUUUUAAAUGA
This is a messenger RNA of Paramecium primaurelia, 1694 nucleotides long. Lineage: Eukaryota; Ciliophora; Oligohymenophorea; Peniculida; Parameciidae. The record is from the annotation of a GenBank genome assembly.